Messenger RNA from Sphaeroforma arctica JP610, 450 nucleotides. RefSeq lists its product as hypothetical. NCBI's taxonomy places the organism in Eukaryota, Ichthyosporea, Ichthyophonida. The transcript is spliced from 2 exons. The annotation marks the transcript as partial. The record is from RefSeq and is a predicted model, not a curated record.
AUGGACUUAGCUGGUUUUCAGGAUGACGGGUCUGAUUCGGUUCCGGCUCCAUCUGAAAGUAGAGUGAGUCCUGCGUCUGUUAAUUUCGAGGCGGAGAAUAUUACGAGUGAUUUCCCUGCACCUAGUGUCUCUCCUGUGGACAUUAGUUUGGAACAAUUGUUGUUGCCCUCUUGUUUCGACAAGGAGGGCUUGUUGGCUAUGGAUAACCCGGCAGAUUCCACCAGGAUUGAAAAGGACACUAUUUCAGAGGCGUCGUUGGCCCUUGAAACAUAUUCGGAGGAAUUGUUGGAGGGGUGUGCUGAGUUGUAUCCAAGUCACCACGAUUUCCAGGAGGUCCCGUUGGGUACAGGUGCAUUGGUCUACCAGGCUGGCCUUGAGGUUGAGGCUCAGGUGGAUUCGGCCGACAUAGGGUCGCGAGACCAACAGCACUCUCCGGUACUGCCUCAUCAG